CUGGAUCUCCUCUCAGUAAAAUCUAUUCUCCUUUGGAAAAUUUUGCGUGGGUCCCCGGGUUGUUCAAGGCCUGGACCUGGACCGCAGCGUCCUCCUGACUUUUGUCCUGGAAACUGGGCCACCGGGACACUUCGGAGGGCAUUUCCCUCCGGUGGAUGCAGCCCCGAAGGUUUAGAAAGGGAAGAAAGAGAAAAGGAGAGAAGCAACGCCUCUGUAACCGGGUCUCCUCCCUCUCCCCAUUUUAACACCCUGCACCCAGCUAUCCCCCGAAGUCUCCGGACUGUUCUCAGGGUGGAGGAGGGACCCGAAAGGCCUGAGGCCGGAGAGCCCCGGGGUCUCACCACGCACUCUUCCUGCCCUGAGACAGGGUUUGCCGGGACGUCCUAGGCGGAGGGGCUCCAAAGAAGGUCGCAAGGAGCUAGGGACACGCUCUCUGCCAGGAAUUUUCUUCCUCCUUUUUUUGAUCCUCAAAAGCCUCUGUCGCCGUGGCCCGAACUUGCUCAACUCCAGCACCCUCGGAAUCGAUCCCCCUUUCCUAGCUUUGGACCUGGUGCUGACCUCACCUUUGCAACCGCACAGGGGUUUUCUCUCCUACCUCUACACUGGGAACAGCUGCGUGAAUAUGCCAGUCCCCCCCGGAUGCCAGGCGCCAACGGCUUUCCCAGGCUGAGGUCGUGGCAAGCUCGAGAUGCUGGCUGGCGACUAGGCGCCCGGCAGCAGAGAGCACCUCCUUUCCCGCCCGCGGAAGCUUUCAGAUUUGGAGCCCGCAGCCCAAGCGCCCCGCGAAGCUCCAAGCCCUGAGCAACCACCACCAGCCUCGGUGCCACCCAAAGGAGCCAGGUGCAUUUUCAGAAGCUAGGACUCCAGUUAUGUGAUACGUGAUAUCCACAACACCUAAUAAUUGUUCUUGGUAAGGAUAUCGAGUAAGUCCAUUAAGUUUCUCAGGACUGAAUCAUCUUCGUGAAUGCAAUUGCCGAACAGGAAAUAGACUCGGAGAAUUUUAGCCCUCCAAAAUCUCAUUGGCCCUCUGCACAAGCCAAGCCACAAUCACUCCUGCAACACAACCGAUUCCUUUCAGCACUCGCAGCUGUGGACAGCUCCCUCGCCGCGCGGUCCAGUCCUCCGCAGUGAGCAGACUCGUGUUCAGCCUGCAUCGGUCGGUGCAGCAGCCGACACCAAGUCCUCGCCAGCGCGCACAGAACAUCCCUCCUCCCUCACGGCUUCCCCGCCCCUCGCUCACCCCGGCUCACUCCAGCGGCGACUUUGAGGGAUUCCCUCUUCGGGCAGCCUCUGCAGCAGCACAUCUGGCCUCAUUCGCUGCUAAGCAAACAUGGAUCUCCGAGGAAGAGCCGUUCUCAGCUUCGAUAGACUUGGAAUUCUCCUGAUGCUGUUCCAUACAGUGGCUCGAAUCAUGGCAGAACAAGAAGUGGAAAAUCUCUCAGGCCUUUCCACUAACCCUGAAAAAGAUAUAUUUGUGGUGCGGGAAAAUGGGACGACAUGUCUCAUGGCAGAGUUUGCAGCCAAAUUUAUUGUCCCUUAUGAUGUGUGGGCCAGCAAUUAUGUUGAUCUGAUCACGGAACAGGCUGAUAUUUCACUGACCCGGGGAGCUGAGGUGAAGGGCCGCUGUGGCCACAACGAGUCGGAGCUGCAGGUGUUCUGGGUGGAUUCCGCGUACACACUCAAGAUGCUAUUUGUAAAGGAAAGCCACAACACGUCCAAGGGACCCGAAGCGACGUGGAGGCUGAGCAAGGUCCAGUUUGUCUACGACUCCUCGGAGAAGACCCAUUUUAAAGACGCAGUCAGUGCGGGGAAGCACACUGCCAACUCGCAUCGCCUCUCUGCCUUGGUCACCCCAGCUGGAAAGUCCUAUGAGUGUCAAGCUCAGCAGAGCAUUUCACUAGCCUCCAGUGAUCCACAGAAGACGGUCACCAUGAUCCUGUCUGCAGUCCACAUCCAGCCCUUUGAUAUCGUCUCUGAUUUUGUCUUCAGUGAAGAGCAUAAAUGCCCAGUGGAUGAGCGGGAGCAGUUGGAGGAAACCUUGCCCCUGAUUUUGGGGCUCAUCCUGGGCCUCGUCAUUGUGGUAACACUGGCAAUUUACCACAUCCACCACAAGAUGACUGCCAACCAGGUGCAGAUCCCUAGGGACCGGUCCCAAUAUAAGCACAUGGGUUAGGGGCCAUUAGGCAAGCAGCCCCCCAGCUCAUCUCCCCCAGCUGGAUCAGGUAGAGAAACAAAAGCACUUCACCACCUUAAACAUGGGAUACACCACCAUAGCUACAAUCCAACAGUCCUGGGUAUCCAAGGCUUGCUUGGCCGGCAUCCAUGCUUAAACCCAGGCAUGGGGGGAUUCUUUUGGAUUCGUGGGGUGAAUGGCAGUUGUUCUCUCCAUGCUGGGAAAUGAAGACAGAGGGGAUCAGCCAGCUUUCAUGCUCAUGGUGGCUUGGCUUUGACUCUCCAAGGAGCAACACAUACAACUCAGAGGGAUAUCUGGCCCCAAACUUUAGGGAUUGGAAAGACACUUCUUUUGGGAGGAUACCCCUUUAGGUUCAGAGGAAUAAGGGUGCUUUGCUCCCUGAACACAGCUGGCUUACCCUAUACAGUUGUCAAUACACACAAAAUACAGCCUCAUGCUCCCUGCAGCAAGACCCCUGAAAGUGAUUCAUGCUUCUGGCUGGCGUUCUGCAUGUCUAGUGAUUGUCUUGGGAAUGUUUCACUGCUACAUGCACCCAGUGACUUCGCAGCACAAGAACCCGUUUAAUGUAACUAUGCAGAGUUGUUUGGACUUCAUAGUGUGCCAGGUCCAAGUAAGGGGACCUGAAGAAUCAAUCAAUCCAUGUGAGUUUGUUUUUCAGAAUGAAUUAAAACACACAACUGUCU
Rhinolophus ferrumequinum (greater horseshoe bat) is the source of this 2877-nucleotide messenger RNA. It is a transcript of the gene LAMP5, whose product is annotated as lysosomal associated membrane protein family member 5. Gene Ontology annotation, cellular component: membrane. The record is from RefSeq and is a predicted model, not a curated record. The transcript is spliced from 7 exons. Bases 1331 to 2173 code for a protein of 280 amino acids. Lineage: Eukaryota; Metazoa; Chordata; Mammalia; Chiroptera; Rhinolophidae.